UAACAAUUAUGGUCACUGUAAUGGUGACAAUUGCGUAUUGUGAGGGAAAAGCUGCUUUGCGUCGUAAACCCAAAGUAUAUAAUGCUUUGAUAACCACAGACGAAGACUUGGUGCAGAGUCGAGCAUAUCCAGUUAUACAACCAACAAUACAUGAAACCGGUAUUGCUCACUAUGGACCUUAUGGUCCAUACAAUCCAUAUGGAAUUUACAAUCAACAUGUGGUAAGGCUUGCUCAACCCAUUGCACCGGCAUUAAUGCCUAAGGAACAGCUGCCUUAUUCUCUACCGCCACCACAAUUUCCGCCACAAAUUAUGCAACAACCGUUAGUGCCACAACCUUUAGCUGGUUAUCCUUUACCGCAGAAUCCACCAACAGCUCCAGCUGCGGAAAAUCCACAAGCGUCACCAUUACCACCUACAGGCAUGGAAGAACAGCAACAACCUACAGUACAACCUCCAACAGCACCAGCUGAAUUACCAAAAGAUCCCAAUCAGCCCAUUAAAAUGCCAUCAGAACAAUUGCCAAUACCUCUGAAUCAAUAUGGCUUACCACCUUCACUGAUACCUCUUAGACAACCACAGCCAUAUCAUCCUCGUGCCUAUCCUUAUCCAUCACCAAAUGGACCUGGACAACCUUUCCAUUUGCCACCGUACAGAUUCAAUCAAAUUCCUCCCUUGUAUUACAAUACUUUUCCAGGUUUAAGACAACAGUUUUUGCCGCCUUACAACUACCUGCCCACAGGUCCACAAUUUCCCUUGAGCAACACAAUACCCACAGACAAAACUUAUCCUCAACCUCCCAGCCAACCGUUGCCAGUAGCAACAGCCGCUCCUACACUCCCUACACUCCCUCCACUCACUACAGCUGAGGAACCAACUGAAAGUUCAGUGCCAUCUACCGACUCCCUAGAACCUGAACCGCCAUUUGAAACUAUCAAAAAUGGCUCAAAGAGCAAAGACAGCAGUGUACCAGAUGUACCACCACCACCAAUACCAUCGGGUGCUAAAUCCAAACAAUCUUAAGUUGUCACACUUUUCGUUAUUUUAAAUA
Molecule: messenger RNA, 1050 nt
Organism: Calliphora vicina (urban bluebottle blowfly)
Lineage: Eukaryota; Metazoa; Arthropoda; Insecta; Diptera; Calliphoridae
Exons: 2
Coding region: 9-1022 (337 amino acids)
Source: RefSeq, a predicted model, not a curated record